Podarcis lilfordi (Lilford's wall lizard) is the source of this 7923-nucleotide messenger RNA. Lineage: Eukaryota; Metazoa; Chordata; Lepidosauria; Squamata; Lacertidae. The record is from the annotation of a GenBank genome assembly.
CAAACACAUUGUCAAAGUCAGUUAUUGAGGAGCUGGAGUUUUGAUUAUAAAAACAUAGCUCUGUUUGAAGGAGUUUUGAAAUGUAUUUAAUUAGUCAUUCUUGGGCUGCUGUUUCAUUUUAGCAGCUUAGCACUUUUUUAAAAAACCAACACAGCUUUAAGAAUAUAGGCUACAAAUGGUUUGCACUGUAUGUACUGUACUUUCAAAAAGUUUGCCUUGAAAUCUGUCAAAUCCAUAUAACAACAUGUACAUUUUAAACUAGGGUUGUCACUCUCUUUAACUAGGGUUGUCACACAUCCAAAAUUUCCCUGGAAUACUGCAGUCGGAAGUAGUGUCUGGGCAGAAAUCACAAAAAUGUCUGGGAAAAUCCGGACGCAUGGCAACCCAUGUUGGCAGUGCUCAACAACUUUGGGCAAAACUAAAAGCAGCUCCACACCUUUGGCCAAAACAACAACAACAACCACCACUUUUCUGUCUGGAUUUUUACUGUUUCAAAUAUGACAACUCUAUUUUAACUAAUCCUGCUCUUGUGACUUUCCCUAUCACUUCUUAGUUAUCUAAUCACCGUGCCCUGUGGUUGGACUUUUGGAAAGUUGUUCUACCUGCCGCACUUUAUCUCAAGGCCUUUGAGGUCAUCCUUCCCACCUUUGGGUCUCCAGCUUCAGUAGCAGUGGUGAGAUCUUUGGAACAGAGGAGGUAAGUGGAAAGGAAGCCUGUGAUGUGGUAUUGGGGCUUAACAAAACUAAAAGACCCUACCAUGAAGUGUGGCAGUGCUGGCAGAACAAUGUUAUAAGGCCACUCGUAACCAAUGCACUCUGAGGUUUAGCUUUUGGAAAGACGCAGAGCACAGACAGAGUAGGACCAGUGAAGGAUCAGGGCCUGGGUGGAGCUGUCCACUGGGCUGGAGGUUCCCAACCCCCAUCACCUCAGUUUCAGGAAAAGCUUCCACUGAUGAAUUUCUGUCUCAACAAAACAGGGCUGCUUGAAGGAUGCAGUCGGUGUGGGGGGUUUGGCAGUCCCAAUUAUUUAAAAUUAAGGCCUAUUUAAGUACAACUCAGAGUACUCUCAGAAUUAUCAUAUACCUGAAAAUUAAUACCUAAGUACUUAAAUUAACAGCAUAAAAAAUGAACGUGCCUAAUAGCCACUGGUGCCUCAAAAAUAUUGGGCUUGAGUGUUGGAAUGAAGGUUGCUGCAGAAGUAAUGACGCCAUUCUCUGCUCCUAUCCGACUACUAUAAAAUUUCACUGGCUCCUAAAUUUUUGUAUUCGUUUUUUAAAAAAAAUAUGAUUACAUGACUGUUAAUAAUUAUUUGAAUUUGCAUAGAAUCCUAUCAGGAAAAGAGCAUGGCUCAGAAUAUAUUAUUUGCAAAUAAGAAGUUUUUGGUUUCAGUACUUGUAAUCUCCAGCUUUAAAAACCUGGAGAACAGAGCCAUCAAAUGUCCAUCCAUCUGUGGUCAUGAGAUCCUACAGAAGUGCUGCUGGCAACUAAUAUUAGCCAGUUGUUGGGGUAGGUAGACUAUUGCUUUGAUUCAGGGCAAGACUGUUCAUUCACAUAUGCUGGGAUUUGCUACAAAGCUAGAGCUUCCAGAGCUUAUCAGUAUUGCUGUGUCAGGGCAGCAAGGCCAUAGUAUAGAACCUAGAGCUGCACAUAGCCCCCUCCACCCCCUCUGCAAGCCUGGCCAACCCAGGGACCACCCACCUUGCCCUGGGUCCAGCCAACAAUUUGGGGUGGGGCUAACGUUUAAUUAGGGUUCUGACAACUGCAACUGAGAUACUGUCAGGAGGGGUCAGGGGGAAGAAACACUGCAUCUCCUCUCCCAACCAAGAGCAAGAGGGUUCAGUCCUGCUAGGUGCUACUUCGCAAGCUUCAAAAAAGCAUCCUGCAGGCCACAGGACUGAAUCCUGAUGAGUGGAGGAUUCCAUCCUGCUAAGGUUUGCUUCCCCAGCACAUUCUCUGGGGAACGUGCUGGCAAAGCAGACUCCUGCAGCCUUUCCACCCAAUGCCCUGUCCCUGAUGGCUGCAGAUCACCCCAGAUGGCCUAACCAGGGCUGCCCCAACCCAACUCAGCCCAAGCCCAGAUGCCCUCUAAUCAGCCCAAUUUAGCCUGCAAUUUGGCUGAAUCUGGUGCACAGCCACAACAGAAACCCUAAGGGGUUUUCUUACUAUGUUUUGGAGUUGGGGAAUCCCUGAUGUAUAAAGCAAGACUAAACCAUAUCCUUUUGUUCUAGGAGCACACACACUCCCUGUGAAACCUGGGAUAGGUCUGCCAUAUAGAACUCUAAUAAAAGAAUCACCAAAUGCAGUUGUAUCCUGAACCAAAAGAGCAAUUGCAGCUGUGCCAAAGAAGGAGCUGUAUAAACUUUCUGAAAGUACAAGCAUUUGGACCUGUUAUUGUAAGUGAUUGGAACUACCGGUAGUUAAAAUGCUGCACUGCAACGACAUUACAGCUAAAAUAUGAACAAAAGAGCACAUACUUGGGAAACUUCAUUAUCAGUAGCAGCCGUGAGUUGUGACGCUUGUGUGCACUUUACUUGUGGUUUCCUACUUGCACUUUGAAACUUCACUGUGUGAUAAAUUACCAACAUUUAAGUUCUUUUCAAAAUGACAGGAUAAAUGUGUGCUACUUGAACACUUUCUCAAGGCCCUUUUUUGUGUGUGCAUAAACUAGUACUGAAGCAGUAGAGCCAUGGCUGGUGUGUGUGUGUGUGUGUGUGUGUGUGUAUACAUGCACUUUUAACAAAUAAAAAUACAUUAUAGAAGCAAAAUAUAUAGUUGAACUAUGUCAGUAUGAGUAGAAAAUAAAGAGAAUUCUCUGUGGUAUAAUUACAGUACAUACAUUUUACCAUUUCAAUUUAGAUUUGUAUCCAAGCAGAAAAAGUAAAGAUGGAAUUUGCCCUAAGGCUAGGAAGCUCAAUGAAUAGCCUUGGGAUAUCAGCCUAAUGUACCUUGCUGCUCUGUCCUCAUUUGGGUUGGGCAGAAAUGUAACAAGCACAUAGAUUGAUUUAGGCAUAAUUUGGCUGUAUUGCUAAGAAAUUAUCUGGGCCAAGUGGCUGAUCUCACAAUCACUGUUGUUUUGCUUGUGCCACAAGCAGCAUCGCAGCUGCAACAGGUCCAGUGCAAAGAUUGAACAAAUGAUAUUGCAAGCAAAUAAGCAUUCUGAUUGAUAGGUUUUAUUUUUGGAGGGAGGAGGACAUCAUGUAGCACAAAAAUGCUUUACGCUUCAUGUGUGAAAACUUUGGGUUAUGCGGCAGAUUAAUCUAUACCCCAAGCAACUGACAUUUUAGGAGAUGCUUCAUAUAUUAUAUAAACCAUAAACGAAUGUGGGUCUAAUCUGUACCUGUGCUGAAUGCCUUUAAGUAAGGCGACUGCUUCAUCAUGAGAACUGCAGCCACAUUCAUAAUAAUUUAUGUAUUGGUUUCAUGGUUACUGAUGAUUUAUUGUCAUAAGCCACCUUGAGAAUUGCCCGAGAGUCAGAUUCUGAACUUUAGUAUAAAUACGUUUUACGUAUCUAGGACAAGCCUUGACUCACUGCCUAGAAUCUCUUCAUUGAUACUAUCCACAGUUAACACUAAUUGGGAUUCUCUGUUCCAGGGCUUUUCUUUCAGCGGGAACCUGCCAGAACUCAGUCCCAGCCCCUCUCAGGUAGGCACCAUUGCUGUUGAGAUCCAUCACCUUUUCUUCUUGAAAAAUAGCACUGCUGUGUUCACCCAUGUUUCUAAAGUGGUUAAGAAAGCCAGAUUUUAAGAAGUAUCCCAGUUAUGGGAUACCAAAACAGAAAGCCUAAGCAGCAGGAUUUCCAGCAGAAAUUAUUACAGCUUUUAUUGCCUCACUGCAAAAUUAAACUACCAUGCUGGCUUUUGUAGACAGGAGUUACCUGUCUCCUUAUAGAUGUGCACCUUAUAGUUCUUUAGCAUUCAAUUUGUUCUAACUGUAUCUCUCAAGCAAAUCUUCUGUCUCAAAUUAGUAAAACUGGUCUGUGUGCAGGAUUUCUUGGUAAGCAUUCUGUGCACUGUAAAUAACUUUUGACACCGAAUGUACCUGAAGCACUUAAGAAAUUCCACUUAACCUAAUCUAAAAAACAACAGCUAUAAUCCAGCAAAAGUUAUCAUUUAUUCCUCCUGCCUCUGCUAUAGCCUGGAACGUGCCCCAAAGUGCCUCUCAAUCAAUGGAACACACAUCAUAUAUUUUGGCAUCUUUUGUUUUCAGAACAUGAAAGUAAUUGCCCCCUUAACUUUUUUACACGAUCCCUUUGGGAAGUGUUUUAUCUUAUAUAUAUAUAUAUAUAUUAAAUCCCACACACCAAAGAAAACGUGUUUAUUUAAAAACUUAUUUAUAUAUAAUAUUUAUUAUCAAUCCACAGGAUAGUUUGAUUGCUACAUAAAAUUCAUUAAAAGCUAUUUCACCUUUACAAACUGUAAAAAAGAAAAGAAAAAAGGAAAAAAAGGGAAAAAAAGAAAAAAAAGAAAAUGUGCCACAAAGAUGCGAUGGUUGCUGACAACCAAGUCACUGAAUUGUAAAAUUAUAAAUUUGCUGUAGAAAAGAUAAAAAAGUAAAACAAUUAAUAUUCACUUUAGAAUUUUACUUUGAAUAAAAUAUCCCACUGUAUAAAAAAAUAAAAAAGCUUACUCUGGUUAGAAUUAGAGUAUUUCUCUCUCUCUUUAAAACCUGGGAAUUUGCAUAAUAUAUCUGUAAUAGAUUUUCUUCUAUUGUACCACACAGCUUUCAAGCAUAGCAGAUUAGACAAGUAUAAGGUAAGCACUCUUAAAAACAACCUGCGAAAUGUACAGGAGGAGGUUUUACUUUCCUAUUUGAUUCUUUUUCCAUACUCCAAGGCGACAUUAGCCAGAAGAGCCCUGGGAAAGAGCGAAGUUGAGGGUGGGGAAGAAGGGACUUUAAGUGUGCCAUUAAUAAGAGCAAGAUAAUGAAAGGCCUUUUUUGCAAGUGCUUUUUCUUUUUUUCAAUAAGGUGCGAAAGCAGUCUGCAGUAUUGCUAGGACAGCACUGCAUUAUGUACAUAUUCACAACUGAUUCUGGAAAAAAACAAAAAUCAAGCAAGUUCACAUUUUUCUUUCCAUUCCGAGGUUUUCAGUUCCAUUGUGGCCUGAACUGCAAGAAAUGGAGGAACUUCAUUUGGGGAGGGGCUCUUGGUCCUCUUGUUUCAGCCUUGGAAUCUACCAGGGUGGCUUUCCUCUCCCUGGGCUGUAACCUUGGACCUCUGUCCAGCUUCACGUCUACAUUCUGUUGGUUGGAGUCCUGAGUUUAAAAUGCUCCAGUGCUGGAGUUGGACACGGUCGUGUUCCGCACUGUCAAGGCUCUUCUCUCUUCGGUUUGCUGAAUGUACAUUAGAUGUGCUCCUCAAAGCCACAACAGAGAAUCUGCCAAGAACCUGCCCGUUUAUGUGGCUUAGCUGCUCUUGACUCUUGACUGAGUAAUAUCUGACGUUUUCUUGAUGACGCUGGCCCGGUUCUCGUGAUCCGGUGGCCUGUUGCUGUUGCUGUAGCUGGUGGAAGCCGAGCACACGAUUUGUUGCAGAGGGAGCUCUGGGAAAGGCCACGAGCUGUUGUAAGGCAAGGGACAGGCUUCUUCCUUAAUGGUGACCUGGAGGUCAGGCUUGUUGGAAGUCACAAAAGUAGCCAUCCCAGGAAGCGGGUAAGGGGAGUUCCUGGUCCCCAAGUUGCUGUAGUAUUGUUUGCCGCCAACGUUUUCCUUUUGCCAGUGAAGAUGACCCUGCAGAGAAGAGACAAGAGGGUUUUAUUCAUCCCACAUACAACAUAAUCAGGACACCUCUUGCACUUGGAAAAGUCAUUUGUUGUAGAGGAGGCAAUAACCACACUUGUAGGAUGACUGUUGUCAUAGUGUUGAGGGUACAAGAAUGCAAGGCAGUUUCCUCUCUCCCUCAACGGUGCUCCAUAUUGCAACCUGUUUGUUUUGGGCCUUACUGACUCCCUUCCUUGCACAAUUGGCCCUAGGCUCCUUUGCUUGGCCAUGCCAAGUGAGGUGCGAUAAAAGGUCCUCCAGCAUGUGGCAGAAGUGCUCCUACACUGCCACAUGCACUCUCUUAUCAUCCUGACUUUCAUACAUCUGGGGAAAGUCUGGGUGUGCGUUUGUAGCUUCUUUAUGGCAACCGGAAACCCCCAAUUGCCCAGGGUUCCUGACUGCCUAGGCACCCCAUUCGAACCUGUCACCGACUACACAGUGGUCAGGGAGCUGGUGCACAUGCCAAUGUCAGGGGUGGAGCAAUGGUACACUCCCUCUCCUUGACCAUCCAGCUUCUGUGUGGUGAAGGAGGAAAGUCUACAGAGUUUCACUGACGCAGUACACAUUGUAAGCAUACAUAAACAUACACACUUAAGACUUAACCUGCCCAGUUGCAGGGUUGACAACAAAAAUCAGCUACAGAAGCUAUAGUGAAGAAUGUUUUUUCUCUCAUACAAGAAGUGACUGUGAGGCUGGACAGAAAUACUUUUGGUAUUUGCAGGUACCACAUGUGUAAGAAAGCUUUCCAUCAUGGCUAGGAGAACUUCCUGCCAUUGUGUUCAACCACAUGUGAGCUCAGGAAAUCCAAAAGUGGCAGCUUGCAACCAAGAUACGACAAACAAGCAAGCUACAACUAGCUUUCAUAGUCGGAAAAUGUUAUGCACAGUUGUUUGUUUGUAGCAGUACCCAACUGAAAGACUUCACUGCUCAUUUUGAAGGAGAAAAAAGUGUCCUAUUACAGAUUGCUGCAGCAGUGCAUUAACUUGCAAACACCAUGACUCCUGAAGUGUGAAGGUAAGCAAAAAGACAUGCAGUUUUCAAUGAUAAUUAGCUACACCUGGUGCAGAUACACACCAGCCCCAAUGGCUGUUCUGGGUCAAAAAAAGCACCCCAGAACACUACGUAAGGAAGCUUUGGCCUCUUCUAGCCUCUGCUGACAUGGCACAGCAGUUGUGCAGCACAACUGUGUCGUGCGGGUGCUAGAGAGGCCCUGAUCCAGCAAUGCUGGCACCCGGAGAUUAAUGCAAGGGCACACUCUUUGCAUUGAUACCAAGGCACCUUGAACUGAUUGUAUCAACUUCUACCACAACUCGGCCCAAUUUGCAAGCCCAGCUGAGCUAGAAUGCUUGAAAAAUGCUGCCUCUGGAGUAAUUCUAAGGUUUCUCCAGCAACAGGGUUGCUACUGAGAACUGCUUGUGUGCGGCUGGCGCUCCAGAGGAGUUGUGCUAACUUUGAGAUUCCACUUCCCUCGUGGAGAAGGAGCAGCUGCAAAGCAAAGUCCCCCAGGGACUUUGCGUGUAGAAAUACCGUCUGCUGUGCUAGGGCCGAAAUAUGAAAACGCCUCGUCAUGGCUGUAUUUUUAGUACUGCUUCGACGGUUCAGCAUCGUAAGCUGAAGCAAAGUGGUUAUAGCCAUUGGCUGAAGCAGAGCGUUUAUUUAUUUACCACGUGGGUGAGCAACAUGGCAUGGUUGCCUCUGCUAGCAGCAUACACCCCUGGGGGCUUUUGAGUAGAAAGUGAAUGGCUCUUAAGUUAAAAUCCUUAAAUUUUAACACCCCAAAACCAUCUCAGUUAUUUCAGUGGCCCUGCUCUGAAGUAGGUUCUGGGAUAGCAGUCUGUGGAACUCCCUCCCCCUUAAGAGGCCUAGUUGGCUCCCACCAUUUCAGUCUUCAGGUGAAUGCUGAAUACUUUUAUUUUUAUUUUUGGCCAGGCAUUUGGAUUAUUUUAAUGGUUGGGUUUCUCUCUGCUAUGCUAAUGCCACACCAGUGUUUUAAUCUUAUGGCUAUGGCUUUAAUUUUAUUGUAUAUUUUUAUUCUGUUGUGGGCUGCCUCCAGGGCCUUUGUAGAUGGAAGGAGGGGCAGAAAUUCCUAAACCAGCAAACAAACACCUCUACCUUGCUACCAUUCAAUUCACAGAAGAAAUGGACUGAAGCAUAUUAGGGAAGGGGGC